This is a messenger RNA of Lagopus muta (rock ptarmigan), 1333 nucleotides long. It is a transcript of the gene AQP10, whose product is annotated as aquaporin 10. Gene Ontology annotation, molecular function: water channel activity; glycerol channel activity; urea transmembrane transporter activity. Gene Ontology annotation, biological process: glycerol transmembrane transport; water transport. Gene Ontology annotation, cellular component: basolateral plasma membrane; plasma membrane. NCBI's taxonomy places the organism in Eukaryota, Metazoa, Chordata, Aves, Galliformes, Phasianidae. The record is from RefSeq and is a predicted model, not a curated record.
GUUAACGCCUCUCCUGGGUGCUCUCAAGGCCUGGGAGCCUUUCCAAGGGCUUUUCAUUAGUGCUGCCUGUGGCCGUGGCCGGGCCAGGAGCUGGCAGGGAACAAGGGGCCUCCAGAUGGGCACCUCCCACAUCAGGAUGUGGGGCAGGCAGGACAUUGUGUGGGCGAGGAGAUCUCCGGGAUGGGUGGAAGCGGGGACGCAGCCGCUGCCCAGGGCCCCAUGCGGGACUCUGGUCUCUGCCACGCGUCUCCCAACUGCAGCACGUGGCCCUGAUUGGUGUAAAGUCUGAGUGUUAUCACCCACCCCAGCCCGGGGGCUCAUAAAAUCAGGCAGCGAAGCAGCCGGUGCCGCUGCUGCUGCCCGCGUUCUGCCAGUGCCAUGGGCUACGUGUCCUUCGUGAGGAGGAUCCGAGCGCUGCUCAGCAUCCAGAACCAGCUGGCACGAGAGUGCCUGGCUGAGCUGCUGGCUGUCUUUGUGCUCAUUCUGAUCACGCUGGGCGGUGCAGCACAGAUGAUCACCAGCUCCGGGACCAAAGGGGACAUCGUCACCUCCUCGCUGGCGGGCGCCCUGGCCGUCAUGGUGGCCAUCCACACGGCGGGGGGGGUCUCUGGGGCUCACCUGAACCCGGCUUUCUCCCUCUCCAUGUCCCUGCUGGGGCAGCUCCCGUGGUGGAAGUUCCCCAUCUUUGUGGCCGUGCAGACCUUCGGGUCCUUCGUCGCCGCCGCAGCCGUCUAUGCUCUGUAUUACGAUGCCAUCUGGUCCUACAGCAACGGGACCCUCACCGUCUCCGGGCCGCGGGAGACGGCCUCCAUCUUCGCCACGUACCCCUCCGAGCACCUCUCCCUUCCCAACGGCUUCCUGGACCAGGUUCUGGGCACGGCGGUGCUGAUCGUGGGCAUCCUGGCCAUCACCGACACCCGCAACCGCGCCGUCCCGCGAGGCCUGGAGCCGCUGACCGUGGCGCUGUUGGUGCUCGCCAUCGAGGUGUCCAUGGGCUUCAACUGCGGCAGCCCCAUGAACCCCGCACGGGACUUUGGCCCGCGGCUCUUCACGUUGGCAGCAGGAUGGGGCACCGAGGUGUUCAGCAGGGGCAGCUCGUGGUGGUGGGUGCCGGUGGUGGCCCCGCUGGUGGGGGCCGCGCUGGGCACGGGGCUCUAUCAGCUCUUCGUGGCCUUCCACCACCCCGAGGAAGAGGAGGAGGAAGCGGGGCGAGCACGCAGGCAAACCAAGCACUGACGGCGCCGAGCGCCGGGGAUGAACCCAUUAAAGAGCCAAGCCGCCGCCGCCGCGUGUCCGUGCCGUGGGGCGGCGGGGCUGGGAGGGGGGGCUGGGG